AUGAAUACACAACACAUUGGCGACGAGGAAGAGAUCCGAACUACUGAACAGGUAGAAGAAAUCGAACUGCCAGAAACAGCAGAAGAAAUCGAACAGCCAGAAACGGCAGAAGAAAAUAAACAGCCAGAACCGGCAGAGAGUUCACAAGAGAUGGAACGAUUGUUACCCGCACCCGCACUGUUCAAUAUUGAUGCUGCAGAUCUUUACAGCGAGUGGAAAAACUGGGUCAGUGCGUUUGAAAUCUACGCCACUGCAUCAGACUUGCAGAAAAAGGCAGAUCCCGUUCAGAGAGCGACAAUGCUACACUGCCUUGGCCCUUCAGUUCAACACAUCUUCAACACUCUCCCAGGUGAACACAAAACUGUUGAGGAAGCAAAGACCACCCUGAACGAAUAUUUCGCUCCAAAAUGCAACAUAGUUGCAAAACAAAACAAAUUCAGAUCGCAAGCACAAAAGGCAGAUGAGUCCAUCGACGCUUGUCUAACAAGCUUGAGAGACAAAGGCUUCUCCAGAAAAGAAGACCUGCAGCUUGCCAAGACAGUAACGAUAGCUCAUAACGCAGAGACCACCGUUCAAGAAGCACGACUACUUUCUCAAGGCUCCAAAGAGAACCCAAUCACCAUUGACCGCGUGGGUACCUCUAGCAGACCACCAGUGAAGCGCUUCAACUGCUACAGAUGUGGUGGCACGGAUGGUCAUAGCCCAAGUGAAUGCGGUGUGCUUAAAUCCACUUGCAACAACUGCAAAAAGGUGGGACACCUACAACGAGUUUGUCGCUCCAAGCCUAAAACGGCACAGAUGAAAGGAAAGAAAUGGAAAGGGAAGAAACCUCAACAAAUGAAGGUUCGUAGCCUCUCAUCCAACAAACCUGCUAACUGGCUUGUAGACAGUUCAGGUGAGGAUAGCGAAGAGCCAGUACUCUUCAUGAACAAUGUGGACAACUCCAUCACAGCUAUGAUAAACAAACGAAAAACCAAAAUGAUCGUGGACACAGGCUGUAAGUACUAUAUAAUUUCCUCUCAUUUACAUAAAAUGCAAUUCAAGAACUGUGAACUGAAAGAAACUCGAAAGCGUUUUACCGCGUAUGGACAAGACGAGGCGUUAAUCUCUAAGGGUUAUUUUUACACUGUCAUAAGUAUUGGCCACAAGGCCAUUAACUCAAAAGUGUACGUAAUAGAGGGUAAGGCAGAAUCAUUACUAGGAAGAGAUUCUAGUUUCAUGCUAGAAAUCCUUACCCAAGUAAAUUCAGUCGGUCAGACUAGUAAGCUUGAUUCCUUGCUCCUAGAGUACGAUGAUGUUUUUCAAGGAUUAGUAAAGGUUACAAAUUUUGAACACAAAAUAGCUAUUGACACUGAGGUCAAACCCGUAAGUCAACACCUAAGGCGCAUACCUGUCAGUCAAAUAGAAGCAGUUAACAAUGAACUUGACACGAUGCUAGGAGGAGAUAUAAUUGAAGAGGUGACAGAAGCAAGUCCCUGGGUCUCAAAUUUAGUUAUUGUUCCCAAAAAGUCGGGUGACCUUAGAGUAUGUUGCGAUCUCAGAGAGGUCAAUAAGGCCAUUAUUAGAGAACGAUAUGUUCUACCUAAGAUCGAGGAUACCUUGCAUGCUUUGCAUGGUUCUAAAUACUUCGCUAAGAUUGACGCCAAAAGUGGGUUUUUUCAAUUACCGCUAGCUGAAGAGUCGCGUUAUGUCACCAUGUUUAUUACGCCUCGUGGUUGUUACCGAUUUAAGCGAACUCCUUUCGGUCUCAGCGACGCGAGCGAAGCGUUCCAGAGAAUGAUGGAUAAAAUUUUGUUUGGCAUCCAGGGUGUCCGCAUUUCGGUCGAUGAUAUAAUUACCUAUGGCAAGACAAUGGCUGAACUCACUCAGCGGAUCUGCAAAGUUUUCAAUCGAUGCCGUAAGCACAACCUCAAGCUCAAUCGUAGCAAGUGUGAAUUUGGGCAUAUCGCAGGCAACGCUAACACAGCAGAUUCGUUGUUGCGUUUGCCGUCUAAUCAAGACGAUUUUUCGGAUUCUGGUUUCGUUUGUGAAGACUACAUAAGAUUUGUUUUCACAUCAAAUGUGUCAGACCUUCAGGCUGUCACCCUCACUGACAUACAAUCCAAAACUAGCAAAGACAUCACGCUGUCCCAAUCACUUGUUCAAGUUCAAAGCGGAAAAUGGUUGUUGACAGGUGAUCUCAAACCAUAUGGCGCAAUAAAAGACGAAUUGUCUAAUUACGAAAGGAAUUGUUCUCCGAGGAAACGGAAUUGUAGUGCCACAGUCAUUGCGAAAAAACAUUCUGAAAUUAGCACACGAGACUCAUAA
Messenger RNA from Stylophora pistillata, 2307 nucleotides. RefSeq lists its product as uncharacterized. Gene Ontology annotation, biological process: DNA integration. The record is from RefSeq and is a predicted model, not a curated record. Gene Ontology annotation, molecular function: nucleic acid binding; zinc ion binding. Lineage: Eukaryota; Metazoa; Cnidaria; Anthozoa; Scleractinia; Pocilloporidae.